GCUACCAAACCCCCAUAUAAUUAAGCAAAAAGCCAAAGGAAUUAUAUUCCAAGAGUAUUUGUAUUAAUUAUAGUAUUGUGCUGCGUAAGAAAGAACUACAAGCUCCAUAUCUCUCUCUUCUCCAUCUUUUGAUCGAUCAGAUCUUGUACAAUUAUUUUUCUGUAAUAAUGGAGGGUCUUAUACCACUUGUUUAUAGGGCGAUCAAGAAGAAUAGAACACGAAGACAAUACGAAUGUUUGUCAUCUGGCACUGCUGCUGCGCCACAGGGUUACAACAUAGCAGACUUUUACGUCUCUGAUCAUCACAAUCUUCACCAUCAAGCCCAGAACGAUAUGAUGAUGAAAAGUGGUCACCGGCGCCAUAACUCGGUGGGUGAGUAUGCCUUCGGAUCAUUCUCAACGCCGGGGGCAGAGCGAGACUACAUAACAACAUCAACAACACCCACAACGAUCACAGCUCCCAAGAGGGCUAGACUCGUGCGCUUUACAAGUCACCGCAUGUUCACCUUCUCCUGUGUUACCGGCGCAGCCUAGAACACUACUAUAUACCUAGUCCUCUUCCUCAUGUACAGUGUUAGUCUUUUAAAUUUAUUCUGUGUGUAAUUAAUAUCAAAAUUAGGUGACUUCUUCUCUAUCCAACUAGGUGUCGAAAGAAAGAAAUCGGCGUCUAUAAGAUAUAUAUCGCUUUUUCUUACAAGUGGUAGUGUGUUGAACCAAACCAAACAAUGAAAUUGGUUAAACCCCAAUCAAGUUUUUUCAAUUUCGGCCAACAAAAUAAUUGGUUUGGCCUUCCGAAUCUUCUUAAGUCUUAACAUAUCUCUUCUUUGCUGCACGUACUGAGUAUUAUUAAAUGUGUUGUUAUUAUUAUUUUUUCUUUUAAAAGCAAAAGACAUGAUAUUUAGACACAGCAAAGAAUUAUUCCAAGUCAAUUGAUAUACAGCUGUCUUUGAUUGAAUGGGUCUGAUAAUAUAUUCUUUGUUUGAUGAUAUCUACUAUUAAA
This is a messenger RNA of Humulus lupulus (European hop), 999 nucleotides long. RefSeq lists its product as uncharacterized. The transcript has a single exon. NCBI's taxonomy places the organism in Eukaryota, Viridiplantae, Streptophyta, Magnoliopsida, Rosales, Cannabaceae. The record is from RefSeq and is a predicted model, not a curated record. Bases 168 to 533 code for a protein of 121 amino acids.